This is a messenger RNA of Xyrauchen texanus (razorback sucker), 3940 nucleotides long. RefSeq names its product endoplasmic reticulum membrane adapter protein XK-like. The coding region runs from base 78 to 1370 and encodes 430 amino acids. Lineage: Eukaryota; Metazoa; Chordata; Actinopteri; Cypriniformes; Catostomidae. Gene Ontology annotation, cellular component: membrane. The transcript has 3 exons. The record is from RefSeq and is a predicted model, not a curated record.
GUUCCACGCGAUCACUGGAACUUCACAAUGUAUGCAUUCGAGAUGGGAGAGCAGAUAAUUAAGAUGGAUGAGUGAGGAUGAGACUUCCCAGUUCAGUUUUAGUGUCGGUCUUUUUGUUUACGGCCGAGACUGCGGCUGCUCUUUAUCUGAGCACCACUUAUCGCUCCGCCGGUGACAAGAUUUGGCAGUGUUUCACUCUCCUCUUCACGCUUGUGCCAUCCGUGCUGGUGCAGCUCACACUGAUCUUUAUUCACAGAGACCUGAGCAGAGACAGACCUCUAGUAUUGCUGCUUCACAUAUUACAGCUAGGGCCAAUAAUCCGGUGCCUGGAUGCCUUCAGUGUCUUUGGCAGUGCUGGAAAGGUGGAGGAGCCAUAUGUCACAAUCACCAGAAAGAAGCAGAUACCCCAGGAGGAGCAGACAGAGGAGGUGGAGCAAGAAGUUGGGCAGGUGGAGGGGAAGCUAGUCACUCACCGUGCAGCCUUCGCCAGGACCUCUGUCAUACAGGCCUUCCUGGGUUCCGCACCGCAGCUCACACUGCAGCUUUACAUCUGUGUGCUGCUGAAAGGGGUGUCUAUUGAAAGAGGGACAUUGAUGGUCAUUUCCCUUCUCUCCAUUGUAUACGGAGCACUGCGCUGCAACAUUCUGGCUAUCAAGAUACGCUAUGAUGAUUAUGAAGUCUCUGUCCGGCCGUUGGCGUACCUGUGCAUGCUUUUGUGGCGAGGGUUUGAGAUCGCCACACGUGUGGCCGUGCUGGUCCUCUUCAGCUCCGUGUUGAAGGUGUGGGUACUUCCAGUAGUGGCCGCCAACUUCAUCCUGUUCUUUCUGUACCCCUGGGUUCUCUUCUGGAGCAGUCGCGCUCCCUUUCCGGAGAACAUCGAGAAGACGUUGACACGCGUGGGCACCACUAUCGUACUCUGCAUGCUUACUUUCUUGUAUGCGGGCAUCAACGUCUUCUGCUGGUCUGCCGUUCAGCUCAAACUGAAUGACCCUGAUCUUAUUGAUAAAGGCCAGGCUUGGAGGCGGGUGGCAGUGUAUUACUCACUCCGUUUCAUGGAGAACACAGGGCUGACAUUGAUGUGGUAUGUCCACCGGACUGAGUUCUACCAAUGGGUGGACGCCCCUGUGUUGGAACUUCUGCUACUUUUGGGUUACGCCACGGCUGUGUUCUUUAUGUUGCUGUUUUACCAGUUUUGCCACCCUUGCCGGCAACUGUUUUCCUCCAGUCCAGCCCAAGGCUUCGGGCAGUGCUGUGAAUCCCUUUGCCUGCUCCGGGGGCCCAUUUCCCAGACCGGCUCCAUGAGGACCAAGCCUUUGUCAGAGCCAUCGGGAAAAGACGUUGGAGACGACCCAUCCUGUGUUACAGUCUGAGUAAACAACUUAAACACUUUGCCAAGAAGGAUAUAUGGCAAAUGAAAAUGUUUGUUGCAGUCUUUGCCUUGGUACUUGACGUUGGAAUGUAAGAGGCAACGUUGGUUGAACUUGGAGAUGAAUAAACGUUUCUCUUUUCGGUUUACAAGACAAUCAAGCCAGCAUGGUCCAUUGAAGUGCAUGUGAAAAUCCUUAACAAAAUGAGAGUGAAAUUGCUGCUUUUGCCAUGUGAUGUGUCUGUAUAAUUAACGUUACAAUUUCAGUGCUCUCUGUGACUGCAUAAUUUUUCAACCGGGUCUCGUAGAAUCACAUUACAAUAACUACAUUGCAAAAUGACUUUUACGUGGCUCAUUGUACGUAUCGCGGCAAUUUCCUAGUAAAAUAAAUAACAGGGGUGCUACAACCACCUUUUCACAUUCACACAAAUCACGAGUAAAACAGCAGAUUAUCAGUACAUAACUAUUUAUUUUAUCACCUCAAAACAUGUUUAAAAGCAAUAUAUUUAAACAUUUGCAUCAUAUUACAUACAUUAUAAAACUACAUUUUCAAGUGCAAUCAAGUCGCUCGGUAGCUCAACUGAUAGUGAUAUAUUUGCAAGCAAAGAACCGGGGUACGAGUCCAGCAAAUCACAUGAAAGUGUCAUAAAAGCAGCACAAAAUGGCGUGGUUGCUUCAGCAAUUGCGUUUUUUGCAUUUUCUGAUGCUAUUGGUUAGGUUCAGAUUCAAGGUUUAGGGUAGAGACCAAGCGUGCCGCACAAGCCCUCAAAUGUGAAGCCAAAACGUCUCGAUCGCCCCCUGGUGACUGGUCCUAGUAUAGGUCAUAAACCCUGCCUCCCCAUGUUAUUCAACAUGUUUAGUUAGUGAGACCAACUAAACAAUUAAAUUACACUUCACAUAUCUUUUUUCCAAAGAUAGUUUCUGUCGUUUACUGUCGUUUCUAUCACGGUGAUGUCAUUUCAAGUGUUUGUUUUCAAAAUAAGUUUGUUUUUAGUUAUUUGAUGCUAUAAAAACGGUGCUGUGACAUCAUGAUUGACAGCUGUGAUUGACAGGUUCUCUGAGCGAAGUAGUCACUGAAGCACCAAGACUUUUUUCGGGAUCUUCGGAGGACUGAGGAGAUUGGAGCUUUAAAUGUAAUAUCUACAUUUCUAUAAUUAAUUAUUUCACACCGUCAUAAUUCAAAAGUCAAAAGUGCAGGAGCGUGUGCUUGCGAUUGAUUCAGCGAGAGUGAGGGCGGGCCUUGAUUUCGCGGCUUUACUUCCUGCUCACUACUGCGCAGGUCUGGUCCCAAAAUCGCAACUGCGCAGACUCAAGUCCCAAGAUGUCAGCGCCAUAUCGGGACACUGGCGGCUUCAGUUCUCACCAAUGGAAAAGAGCGAAGGUGCGUCGUCCAUCUUUUUUUACGGUCUAUGGUAGAGACUAGGUUACUACUUUUUUAUGUAAAACUUGAUAGAACAUUAACCUUAAAAACCUCAUAUAUUUGGGGGAACAUUUCACUCACUUUUAUAGCCGCUCAGUGGAUAUUACACAUCAGAACUGCUGUGAUACAUGUAAUGAAUAGAGCGCAACAGUGCCCUGCCCACUUAUUCAGCGUCUGGAUUCCGGAAGUGUUUUUCCCAUUAAAUUUUUUCAUAGGCUUCUCGUAAAAUCCUCCAUAAAAGAGUAGUGAGCCAUGAACCAAUCCAACCAGCUCUGAGGGGAAUCACAACAUUACAGUCUUUGUAUUUAGGCAAAAAAAACAAAGGUACAAGACUGUGUACUUACCGUCUUUCACAAGGGUACAAACUACAAUCCUAUGGAGCAUUGCGAACAAUGGGAAUAUAUCAAACUAUUGAUUUUAGGCUGUUGAUUAUAAGUAUAGAAACAAUAUCUUAUGUUUAUUGCAAAAUAUUCUGAUAUGUACAAUUAGAUAUGUAGUUUAAGGGUAAAGGGAGACUGAUUAGAUGCCUGAUCGGGAUGCCUGGAGGCAACGAUGGAAGGCUCGUCUGAGGACGACUUAGAGAGAUUACGUCACUCACAGUGCAUCAUGGGAGUGGGCGGUCGCUCCGAGGCAAAUCGAGCAGGGUCAGUUGGCUGCGGUUCUCUGGUUGGUGAACCAUUUUCUGCUGGGUGAUGUAGUUGUUUACCAGGAAUUCAAACAUGCUAUUUAAACAAUGAAGUUGAAAUAAUGCAGAUGAAUGGCUUCAACAUCGAUAAACAACCUCGCAGCUCAAGGUAGGUUUGUCUUAAAAUGUUUAUAAAUUAUAAUUGAAAAUCAAUUCGUCCAUGGAUAAAUUGAACGGGAUCUUUACUUCAGGAACCAGACUGUUGAGCAUUUAGCAAAAAUGUUGCAGAUUGUGCUGUUAUUUUAAGCACUGAUUUAUUUAUGCACUGUUAUUUAUGCACUCACAUUAUGCACUGUUUUGCACACUAUUUUGUAGGUGUAAAAAAAUACUUCUUUUCACAGAGGAAAGUAUAAAUUAUAUCCUUACUUUACUGCCUCCUUGUGGCGAGCUGAAUGGCUUAAGUUUAUUAAUUUUGCAAGACUUUGUGUUGAGGGUUUGAUCUGGAAACCCCCUAGAAACAUCUCCAUAA